AUGUACGCACGGUACCGUACCCGGUCGCGCUUCUACAAGCGCCCGGAGAGGGUUCUGAAGGCCUACAAUGUAAGCCCCAACCUCCUGCGCCGCCCCAAGGUGAAGCCGGGCCUUCUCGCAGGUCUCUACACGGAUGAGAAGAUUGACCUACGCGACCGCGAGAGGCUCGAACUGGUCGAGUCCAUCCGCCACCCCAAAGAACGUGACUUCUACCAGGAUCACACCUACCACAACCAGUGGAUCGCGCGUGAUCUGGAGAAGCAUCAAAAAGCGCAAAUUGCGGGCCGCUACCCGUACUUUGCUCCGAACUACGAGAUCAAGCCGUGGAUCUGGUACCCAGGCGACACGGUCGAAGUGGUCUCUGGCGAGGGGGCCGGCCAACGCGGCGCCAUCAUCGCUGUCGUCAAGUACAAGAAUGAGAUCCUCGUGCAGAACGUCAACGUGAAGGACGUUGUCAUCCCGGCGAGUGAAACACGACCCGAGCAGGUGGUCCAGCGCGAGCAUCCCAUCAAUGUCCUUCGCGUGCGCCAUGUGGACCCGUCCACAAAUCAGCUCUGCCACCUCGAGAUCGUGAAGGUGCGCAAUAAGGAGACAGGCGAACUGGAGGAGCGGCGCAUCUCGCUGGAGAGCGGCGCGCUACUGCCCAUCCCGGCACCGGAGGAAACCGUAGAGGCGGGUGACCCGCUGAAAGACACGGCCAUCCAGGAUGCUGACGAAGACACGUAUGAUCGGCAGAAAGAGAUGCCGCUUCUGGUGGAGCGCCGGCUGCAUGCGAUGGAGAAGUACUUUGUGGACUCACUACGGAAGUCGUACGAGUACCACAAGCCGCUGCAGGUGCGCAAUGCACAGGACAUGAAGGCCUUCCAGAGGGACGUGCUCGUACGCGCAACAGAGAAGCUGGCAGCUACGGCUGCCGUAGCGGCGACUGAAUCUGUGCAGCCCGGCGACGCCGAAGCGGACACCACCAAGAGCGUCAUCACGGCUGAAACGGUUGUUGCCGAAGUGCUCAAGUCCGAGCAGCAGUAUCAUAGCCCCACAGCGCCGCCAGGAAUGCCUGCAUGGUGGCAGAGCAUGAUCAACUCGUACAUCUCGGUGCUUGAGGACGAAGAGGCGACUCAUGAAGCCGAGGUAGCGGCUCAGGCACAGGCGGCAGAGGCGGAUCGCCGUGCUGAGCACCUCAUGGCCGGUGCCACCGCUGAGGCGGACCAGCCAAUGGCAGAUGGCGAGGACCUCGACGAGGAAGAUGGCGACUUGGACGAGGACGCCGCCUACGAUGACCGGUCGACGGAGAGCCGGGUGUGA
Molecule: messenger RNA, 1302 nt
Organism: Leishmania braziliensis MHOM/BR/75/M2904
Lineage: Eukaryota; Euglenozoa; Kinetoplastea; Trypanosomatida; Trypanosomatidae
Exons: 1
Coding region: 1-1302 (433 amino acids)
Biological process (GO): translation
Cellular component (GO): mitochondrion; ribosome
Molecular function (GO): structural constituent of ribosome; RNA binding
Source: RefSeq, a predicted model, not a curated record